Oldenlandia corymbosa var. corymbosa is the source of this 1194-nucleotide messenger RNA. Lineage: Eukaryota; Viridiplantae; Streptophyta; Magnoliopsida; Gentianales; Rubiaceae. The record is from the annotation of a GenBank genome assembly.
AUGGUGAUCAUCACUCCAAAAGUACUCCAUUUAUUUCCCAUCUUCUCCUUCUUAUUACUGUUAUUACUGAAAUUUUCAUUAGCAGCAACAACAUAUAAUGUGCAAAGUUACGGGGCAAAACCCGACGGAAAAUCCGAUUCGACGAAGCCUUUUCUUAAUGCAUGGGCAGCGGCUUGUGCAUCAGGAAAACCAUCAACAAUUUACGUACCACAAGGAAAAUACGUGCUCGGCACGGCACAAUUCUGGGGACAUUCUUGUAAGAACUCCAUAACGAUACGGAUCGAUGGCACGCUGGUUCAGCCGUACGAUUACCAUGUCACUGGCCACAAUGCUCAUUGGCUUAGCUUUGAACGUGUUAACGGAGUUAAAAUUAUCGGUGGAACCCUAGAUGGACAAGGUGCCGGACUUUGGAGCUGCAAGGCCUCCGGCGGUAAUUGUCCUGGCGGAGCAUCGACAUUGGGAAUUUACAAUUCGAACAACAUUGUGGUGAGUGGAUUGACAUCAUUAAACAGCCAGCUGUUUCACGUUAUUGUUGAUGGCUGCAACAAUGUCAUGAUACAAGGAAUGAAGAUCUCAGCCUCAAGCAAUAGCCCUAAUACCGAUGGCAUUCAUAUUCAAAAUUCUAAUGGUGUCACUGUGUUAAGCUCUAUAAUUGCCACUGGGGAUGAUUGUAUUUCCAUGGGCCCUGGUUCCUCUAAUGUGUUGAUCCAGAGUAUUUUCUGUGGCCCUGGACAUGGAAUAAGCAUUGGGAGCCUAGGGUGGAAUAAACAAGAACCUGGAGUUCAAAAUGUGACUGUAAAAAGUGUCAAUUUUCAAGGUACUCAAAAUGGUGUCAGAAUAAAGACUUGGGCAAGACCUAGCAAUGGAUUUGUAAAGAAUGUACUUUUCCAGGAUGUAACAAUGGGGAAUGUAAAAAAUCCUAUCGUCAUUGACCAACAUUACUGCCCUGAUCACCCUAAUAGUUGCCCCAAUCAGGCAUCUGGAGUGAAAAUUAGUGCUGUAACAUUCAAACAAAUUCGUGGAAGAUCAGCAUCGCCAGUGGCUAUAUCAAUUGGUUGUAGCCAAAAUAACCCAUGCAGAAGCAUAACAUUUCAAGAUAUUAGCCUUACUUAUGGGAAUCAAGCCGCUAGAGUUGCAUGCGCUUAUGCUGGUGGGAGUUAUCAUGGAUUUGUUCAACCCAGAGGCUGUUUGUAG